AUGGCCGAUCUCUUAUCGGGGUCCUUACUUGAAAACUCCGAUCUCUUGGUGUUACAUUCCACUCGACCUCUCAACAUGAUUCCUUUGGUAGUUAUUAAACUAGUCUCAAGAAACCUACCAGAUGUCAAGGACGUUCUCAACUUCAGUAUAAUCAAUAGGCAAGUUUAUAACUUGGUAAUGAAAGACGAGGUCUUAUGGAUAAAUUUUUUGAAGCGGAUAAGGAUCUGGAAGAACGGUAAGGUUGAAACUUCCGAAAUUGUGGAUGAUUUACUACUUAGUAUGAAGAUAUCUGUUGGCAAUCCCUCGUUAGCUUUUCAACAAUUCAAAGUCUGUUAUACUAUGUAUAAACCAAUAGUUCAGGAUCUCUUAGUAACACACUAUGAUAAUAUUCAAAACUCUAGCAUUCUACAGAAAAUCACUUCUCCCAAGGAUCAAGCAUUGUUGCUUAAUGGACUUCGAAAAUUUGUUGUGUAUUUCAAGAAUGUUAAUUUUCAGCUAUACCAAAAAUUGCAAAUACGUCUCAAUUCAAUUGUGGAAAUGUUCACAAGUAGUCUAUUAAGAGAGAUAGAUCAUCAUUUUUCCAAUGAAACUUUUGAGGAGUGUCAUGCUCUUAUAGACUCCCUUCACCUUUUGGGAGAGCCUGCAUUUGACUUAACAACUAGAACUGGUGAUCAUGUUGACAACAUGGAAUUAAUCUUAGAAUUCUUCAUUAACAAGUUUGCCGACGAUUAUUCAAUCCUUUACGAGGUAAAAGAAACGGACAUAUUUCUCAACGUUAUUGGUACAUCUCUACAGAAUGAAAGAGGGGUGGUCAAGGGUUAUCAACUGCAAUUUGUGAAACUGGAUGAGGUUUUUGAAAAGCUCAUAGUCAUUUUUGAUAGAGAGUUCACUAUACUUGAACACAUUUUCAGACCUGAUGUUGAUGGUGAAAUCAGUGAAGUUCCUAUAGUGUUGAAGCUGGUUGAAACAUUUUUGAAUAACUAUUUAAUAGGAAGGUUUGUUGACGAGUUGAUAACGCGGGCAAAAGAAAUUGAUGAAAGUGAAAUUAUUGAAUUUAAUCAACUAGUUCAAGCAAGAAGUAUUUCAGAUAGUGUUUUGAACGAAGACUCUCAGAAUCCCUGGGCUCAAAAUAAUUGUGUUCGGUCAAAUUCAACUCAAAUCUCAGGGGGCCAUAGUUGCGGUGAUGGAAAUGGAUUAAUUAGUGAAAAUCAAUACUUCAAUGUGAUGAAUGAAUCUUCUCUCUAUUUUCAAUUGGUGCCUUAUUUGUAUAACAAGAUAUCUCUUACUUUUUCAAAAGUUCGUUAUCCUGCGGAUUCAAAGAUUAUUGACUACCCCAAACUGAUAUCUGAAUUGAUUAAUUUCUACUAUGGUCAGUAUUCCUCCGAAUUUAUUGAUCUGCUUCCUCGACAGUGUCAUUUCUCUUUGAUUCAAUUGAUAAAUAGGUGGCAGGAGGAACUUAAAAAACAAGAACAGUCUCAAGAAAAUGAGAUAAUGCAGUUUGUGGACGAGGAGCAGGAUACAAAAGGGAAGAAAGGAUUUCUUCUAACUUCAGGCAAAGAUAUUUUGACUGGAUUCACUAGCAUUUUCAAAGGUAGUGUUCAAAAAGAGGAGGCUCAGAGGGUAUCAGAAACACUGGAGUAUUCGAAUCGGAGUCAGGAUCAGAAUGCUCAGCAAAAGCGUCUGACUAGAUUUGCGGCCAAAUUAGAGAUACUCUCUCAUAACCUUGACAAUAUUAAAUCUCUCGUUAGCGUCGAUUUGACGAUCUUGAUUUUACAACAUGUGAAAAACACAUUCCUAUUGUUACUCUCUCUAGGUGACAGUUCACAUCUCAACAAGGAAACUGAAAAGAAGAUUGCAACAACUUGCCAAGAAGUUUUCACUGAUAGUGUGGUGACGUUAACAAAUGGGCACGUAAAGAUAGGAUUUGAUGAAGCAAUCCAUAGACUGAAAGUAUACAAUCCAAUUGAUCAAGGUGCACAAAUUGCUGUAGAGCCACUCAAAAUGUUUGUCGAAUUGGUCAAUAAUGCUGAUUUAGUUAACGAAAUGUUGAAAAUAUUCUAUCAAGAAGAACUUAUUGAUAAACAUUUGGUGAUAUCAAAGGAAAAGAGUAAAAAGGACUUUUUAAUGGUUAAUAACUGUGAAAAGUCUAUGAGCAAACUGGAAACUCUUUUGGACACAUAUGUGGCUGACGGCCUGAAUACUGGUAUCGAGGUUCUUAUGAAUGAAAUUAGUUAUAUCACCAUGGUAGAAUUAGAUGAGGGAAUCUAUAGUAUUAGGAAUGAACAGGAUCUUUUGAGAAAGCAUCUGGAUCCAGGUGUUCCCACGAGUUUUGCCCAGAAGACUAUUCAAGUGCUCAGAGUUCAUGUCAAUAUGCUUAUUGGAAGCAUUGAUAAAUCCAUUAUUGAUGUGUUCAGGCAAGAGAUUGGUGAGAGAUUUGUUAACGAUCUAGUUAAACUUAUUAAUAAGAAACUAACAAUAAGCACAAUCGGAGCAAUGUUUCUUAUCAAUGACCUAAACUUUAUGUACAACUUUUUCUUGGAAUUAAAACUAAAACCAAUUGUGAACUACUUUAUAGCACUGCGGCAAAUUGCACAGCUCUAUUUGAUUGAUAGCGAGAACUCAAACGAAAUCGGAAAAUUGGUAGUGAGAAUUGGAAAAGACAAUGGAAUGUUUACUCAGGAAGAAGUAUAUGAGUUCGUUACUAGGAGAGCAGACUGGGAAAGAAUUAAAAAACAUGUUGACAAAAUCAUCUAUGGGCUACAAUUGCAGGAUUGUAUUAUUAUGUAA
This is a messenger RNA of Komagataella phaffii GS115, 2787 nucleotides long. Its product is annotated as F-box protein involved in recycling plasma membrane proteins internalized by endocytosis. Bases 1 to 2787 code for a protein of 928 amino acids. Gene Ontology annotation, cellular component: exocyst; cytoplasm. The record is from RefSeq and is a predicted model, not a curated record. The transcript has a single exon. Gene Ontology annotation, biological process: exocytosis; Golgi to plasma membrane transport. NCBI's taxonomy places the organism in Eukaryota, Fungi, Ascomycota, Pichiomycetes, Pichiales, Pichiaceae.